Cavenderia fasciculata is the source of this 2484-nucleotide messenger RNA. RefSeq lists its product as uncharacterized. The transcript has a single exon. Lineage: Eukaryota; Evosea; Eumycetozoa; Acytosteliales; Cavenderiaceae. The coding region runs from base 1 to 2484 and encodes 827 amino acids. The record is from RefSeq and is a predicted model, not a curated record.
AUGAAUAAUAUUAGUAGUAAUAAUAAUAUCAUUAUAUCAUCAGUAUUUAGAAAUAGAUAUUUAUUAAAUUAUAUAUUCAAAUAUAUACCAUUACUAUCAUCACCAUCAUCAAAGAGUAAAAACUAUCAAGAAUCAUCAAUCGAUUUCUUUAUACGAAAUGGUUAUAAAGAGUUGUUAAGAUAUAAACUAAAACGUGGUGAUACUAUCAUAUUUGACAAAUAUGACAAGUAUAAACUAUACGAGUUCUUUGAUGAUCUUGAACUAUUUACUCUAGUUUAUAAUAAUCAACAACUAGAGUUGAUCGAUUUACGAUGGAUGUGUUAUAUUGUACUAAAAGAAAAAGACAACAACAACAAAAGAAAACAAAGAUUCAACAUUCUGCAAUAUAUAUGUAACAAUACUCAAGUUACUAUCACAUUUGAAGAUCAUUUGGUCUAUCUCAACAUACCAAAGCAUACACUCGUUGAAAAUCAUAUAGAUCUUUUAAAAACUGUAUUCACAGACAAGAAUACACAACAAAUUAGAUAUGAUGAUCAACAAAACUCUUCCUCUUCUUGUAUUCAACAACCACAACAAUCAACUCUUAUAAAUGAAAAAGAUGCAAUUGGAUAUUUAUAUAAACAUUCAAGAGAAGAUCAAUUUUAUCAAAUUGUUAAACAAGAGAUUAUAUUGAUGUGUCUCGAUCGAGAUAUUAUUCGUUUGUAUUUUGAAAAGUAUCCAGAUAGAGAUAUCGAUUCAUCAAGAUUGGAAUGGUCAGAUAAAAAAGAGAGAUCUUUUAAAAUCAAACAAUUGGUUCAAAUUCUACUUGAAUUGGAAGAGGAUUUGGAACAAGUAAAGAAAUUAAAGAAAAAGGUUAUUGGAAUUCUUGGAGAGUCGUCGUAUCAAAAUGAUAAUGAAAAGAUUUCAAUAAUAAUGCAACUGUUACUUUCUACUUUUGGUUACGAUUAUCAUUCCGAUUACGAGUAUCGUUAUGAACACGAUUCUGAUAUAGAAUUGUGGCAACAAGUUGUUAAUUGGAAUAUCGAAUCGGUAACCAAGUAUUUUCUGUCAACACACUUUGAAAAUAUAAUACAACAUGUAACAUCGAUGGAUCAACUCGUACAAAUCUAUCAAGAGUAUCCGAAAAAAGAAAAUAGAUUGGAUAUAAAAGAGGCUAGACACUCAAAGUACAUGCUUCAAUAUUACAUUGAAAAGACUGUUACCCCUCAAACCAAAGAAUUGGAUUAUAUUGCUAGUUGUUGCACCACAGCAGCAGCAGCAGAUCAAUUAUGGAUAGUUGAAAUUAUUUUGGAUACUUUGGAAUCAAAAGGAUUGGAUUGCUCAUUACUAUUAAAUUCAUCACGUUUUACAAUGACUGCAACAAUGAUGGAAAGAUUAUUAAUCAGUCGUCCAGAGAAAACAAAGAAUGAUCUCAUUUCUUGUUGCAAGGAAAAGACAAGGCUUGAAAGUUUCAACAGUCGAUAUAGUCCAAAUGAUUUACCAGUAUUGGUAAGAAUCAUGGAUCUUUUUGGUUCAAGAGAAGAAUUUAUUAAUAUAAUUUGGAAAAGUUUAUUUGAUAGGAAAUACAAAGUCACUACCAAACAAGAGUUACAAUUGAUCAAAGACACCAUUGAUUCAUUUGAUAUUGUCAUUCGAGAUGAAUUGGUAACUCAAGCUGUCAUCAAUGCAAAUGGAAAUGAUAUUCAAGUGAUUUGGGAAUUAUUUGAUUUGUAUUUAAAAUAUGCAAUCGACACUAAAAAGAAUUUACAUUUUUGUCACCAAAAUGUAUCACCUGAAAAGUUUAUAGUCUUGACAAAUCUUCCAAACUAUUACCCAACAGAAUUCCUACUAGACAAUACCAACAACAACAACAACAACACCACCAUCAUAACCUAUAAUAGUGGUUUCAAUCAAAGAGGACCAAAUUUUUUUGCACAACAAUACAUUUAUCCAAAAUACCUCUACAAUGACAUUGAACAAUCAAUCAUCAAAUCAAAUGCUCUUCCAAUCAAAAGUCGUCGUCGAAAAAUACAACAAUUUAUUUAUUGGUUUGAUAGAGAUAUUUUCCUUCAAGAUCGAUUAGAUUCAUUUAAAAGAUUAUUAGAUAUAGUUCCUUCAAAUAGGUACUUGUACAAAACAAAAUACCUUAUAUUGGCAAUCAAAAAUAAUGCAAUGGAUUUAUUUCAAUAUCUUUGUCACAUUAUGAAAGUUGGUCAAUCCGACACUAAUAUUCAUAUUAACAACCCAGACUAUUAUUUAUUAAAUUGGACAAGGUUAUACAAAAUAUUUAGAGAUUUCCCAUUAUCACAUCGAUUCUUGGUUUAUAUCCAUCAAAAUAACCUAUUUACAUUGACCGAUAAAAUAAGGUUAUCAAGAUCAUACCACAAUAUUUAUCAAAUGCUUAAUAAUCAAGACAAGUUGAGUCAACUUGUACUUCUUCCAACACCAAUCAAAAAAACAAAUCAUCUAAGAAAAUUAAAAUGUAUUUGUAAUAUUUGUAAAUAA